GGAGAGAGUAUCUUUUUCAUUGAUUUUCCCGACACCAAAAUUCUAAAAAAGUCAAGCAAAGCCAGUGGCCACCGCUGAACUCAAAAUAGACGUUAUUACAUAAUCUGAUAAUCAUCAUGCAUCCAUCUAUCUCUUGCAGCCAUGCAUGCAUCAGCUCUCUUUGGAAGUUCAUCCCUAGCAAUUACUCCCAUGGCGACAAAAUCCAACUCACCAUGACAAAGCUGCUUCUGUCACUUGCCACCUAGUAGUAAACAGUAACACCUCUGCAUAUAUGUAUCUGCAUCUGCGUGCUGUGUGUGCCAUGGCCAUGGAUGGCAUGGAGAAGGUGGCGUGGUGCGCUUGCUUCCUCUUCCUGGCUCUUAUGGUGGUUAGGUUGAGGACGAAGCGGCGUGGCGACAAUAAUGGCGGGGUGAAGUUGCCGCCUGGGCCGUGGCGGCUGCCGCUCGUCGGCAACCUCCACCAGGUCAUGGCGCGCGGCCCGCUCGUGCACCGCACCAUGGCCGACCUGGCGCGCCGGCUCGACGCGCCGCUCAUGUCGCUCAGGCUCGGCGAGGUCCCCGUCGUCGUCGCCUCGUCCGCCGACGCCGCCAGGGAGAUCACCAAGACGCACGACGUCGCGUUCGCGACGCGGCCGUGGAGCUCCACCAUCCGGGUCAUGAUGAGCGACGGCGUCGGGCUGGUGUUCGCGCCCUACGGCGCGCUGUGGCGGCAGCUCCGCAAGAUCGCCAUGGUGGAGCUCCUCAGCGCCCGCCGCGUCCAGUCGUUCCGCCGCAUCCGGGAGGACGAGGUCGGCCGCCUCGUCGCCGCCGUCGCGGCGGCGCAGCCCGGCGAGGCCGUGAACGUCAGCGAGCGGAUCGCGGCGCUCGUCUCCGACGCCGCGGUGCGCACCAUCAUUGGUGACCGGUUCGAGAGGCGGGACGAAUUCCUGGAGGGCCUUGCCGAGGGGAUCAAGAUCACAUCCGGGUUCAGCCUCGGCGACCUGUUCCCAUCGUCGAGGCUGGCCAGCUUCAUCGGCGGCACGACGCGGCGGGCAGAGGCGAACCACCGCAAGAACUUCGAGCUGAUGGAAUGCGCUCUCAAGCAGCAUGAGGAGAAGAGGGCAGCUGCUGCAGCUGCCGCCGCCGGCGCUGUGGAAGACGAUGAGGACAUCGUCGACGUGCUUCUCAGGAUUCAGAAGGAAGGGAGCCUCCAAGUGCCCCUCACCAUGGGCAAUAUCAAAGCUGUCGUCCUUGACCUUUUUGGUGCUGGCAGCGAGACAUCGGCAAAUACGCUUCAAUGAGCGAUGGCUGAGCUCAUAAUGAAUCCAAGAACAAUGCUGAAGGCACAAGCAGAGUUACGUGAUGCCCUCCAAGGAAAGCAAAUAGUGUCAGAAUAUGACUUGGUUAAAUUGAAGUAUUUGAAACUUAUUAUCAAGGAGACCUUAAGGUUACAUCCUGUGGUGCCACUACUUCUCCCUGGGAGGGAAUGUCAGGAGACAUGUAAGGUCAUGGACUACGAUGUCCCCAUAGGUACUAUUGUGCUUGUGAACAUGUGGGUAAUCGGUAGAGACCCUAAAUAUUGGGAGGACGCUAAGACAUUUAGACCCGAGCGAUUUGAGGAUGGCCAUAUAGAUUUUAAAGGAAUGAACUUUGAAUAUUUACCUUUUGGAGCAGGGCGAAGGAUGUGCCCUGGUGUGGCAUUUGCAGAAGCAAUUAUGGAGCUCGCUCUAGCCUCAUUGCUCUAUCACUUUGAUUGGGAGUUCCCCGAUGGCAUCUCGCCGGCCAAGAUGGAUAUGAUGGAGGUGAUGGGUUCUACCGUGCGAAAGAAGAAUGAUCUUUACCUUGUUCCAAAUGCCCAUGUGCCGGUUGCCCCAUACACUCGAUCGAUCUGUGUUGCCAUGGCCAUGGAUGGCAUGGAGAAGGUGGCGUGGUGCGCUUGCUUCCUCUUGCUGGCUCUCAUGGUGGUCAGGUUGACGGCGAAGCGGCGUGGCGACAAUGGCGCGGAGAGGCUGCCGCCUGGGCCGUGGCGGCUGCCGCUCGUCGGCAACCUCCACCAGGUCAUGGCGCGCGGCCCGCUCGUGCACCGCACCAUGGCCGACCUGGCGCGCCGGCUCGACGCGCCGCUCAUGUCGCUCAGGCUCGGCGAGGUCCCCGUCGUUGUCGCCUCGUCCGCCGACGCCGCCAGGGAGAUCAUGAGGACGCACGACGUCGCGUUCGCAACGCGGCCGUGGAACCCGACCACGCGGCGGCUGCGGUGCGACGGCGAGGGCGUGGUGUUCGCGACGUACGGCGCGCUGUGGCGCCAGCUCCGCAAGCUGUGCGUCGUCGAGCUGCUCGGCGCGCGGCGCGUCCGGUCGUUCCGCCGCGUCCGCGAGGAGGAGGCGCGCCGCCUCGUCGCCGCCGUCGCCGCGUCCCCGCGCGGCGAGGCCGUGAACGUCAGCGAGCGGAUCACGGCGGUGAUCACGGACGCGACGAUGCGGGCCAUGAUCGGGGACAGGUUCGGGCGGCGCGACGAGUUCCUGGAGCUGCUCGCCGACAUCGUCAAGAUCGGCUCCGGGUUCAGCCUCGACGACCUGUUCCCGUCGUGGCGUCUCGCCGGCGCCAUCGGCGGCAUGGCGCGCCGCGCCGAGGCGAACCACCGGAGGACCUACGAGCUGAUGGACAGCGUGUUCCAGCAGCACGAACAGCGGAGGGUUCACGUUGCUGCGCCGGCUGACGGCGCCAUGGACGACGCGGAGGAGGACCUCGUUGACGUGCUCUUCAGGAUACAGAAAGAUGGUGGCCUCGAGGUGCCUCUCACCAUUGGCAACAUCAAAGCAAUCAUCCUGGACCUCUUCAAUGCAGGGAGUGAGACAUCAGCAAAUACGCUCCAGUGGGUUAUGUCAGAGCUAAUGAGGAACCCAAAAGUGAUGAGAAAGGCACAAGCAGAGUUAAGGAACAACCUACAAGGGAAGACAACGGUAACCGAAGACGAUCUCACAAAUCUAAAGUACCUGAAGCUUGUCAUCAAGGAGACGCUUAGGUUACAUCCCGUGCUGCCCUUACUUCUCCCAAGAGAGUGCCGAGAAGCAUGCAAUGUCAUCGGAUACGACGUCCCGAAAUACACUACCGUUUUUAUAAACGUGUGAGCAAUCAACAGGGACCCCAAAUAUUGGGACAUGGCCGAGAUGUUUAAGCCAGAACGCUUUGACAAUAGCAUGAUUGACUUCAAAGGUACAGACUUCGAGUUCGUGCCAUUUGGGGCUGGAAGAAGGAUCUGUCCUGGCAUAGCAUUUGCACAGUCCAAUAUGGAGCUUGUGCUUGCUACACUCCUAUACUACUUUGACUGGGAGCUUCCUAGUGGUAUGUCGCCUGAAGAGUUAGAUAUGACUGAGGACAUGGGACUAUCUGUCCGAAGGAAGAAUGAUCUUUACCUACAUCCAACAGUUUGUGUGCCUCUGUAGGCCGUAGUCUCUUUUGAAGUGUUUGUAUGA
Messenger RNA from Oryza sativa Japonica Group (Japanese rice), 3451 nucleotides. The record is from RefSeq and is a predicted model, not a curated record. NCBI's taxonomy places the organism in Eukaryota, Viridiplantae, Streptophyta, Magnoliopsida, Poales, Poaceae.